Messenger RNA from Ustilaginoidea virens, 606 nucleotides. RefSeq lists its product as uncharacterized. Lineage: Eukaryota; Fungi; Ascomycota; Sordariomycetes; Hypocreales; Clavicipitaceae. The transcript is spliced from 3 exons. Bases 1 to 606 code for a protein of 201 amino acids. The record is from RefSeq and is a predicted model, not a curated record.
AUGCCGGACUGGAGAGACGAAUACCUGACAUCUCUCAACGAUGUCGAGCUUCACAACCCCGUGAAUAUGGAACUUAUGCAGACGUGUUCACAAAUGGCUGAUCGAUUAUCUGCAUUGGAGGCGGAAAAGGCAUUCUUGGAAACUCGUCUCUCAAAGUCCAACUCUGGUGACAUCAGCAUGGGCUCAAAACCCGGGGCUUCGCCAGCAGCUGAUGAUCCCGGAGUGACGCAACUACGUCUAGACCUGGCAGAAUCUCUCCGGUCCAAGGGCGUCGCGGAAAAUCGGUUGCGCGUAGCGGAAGAGGAGCUUGCCAAACUGCAGUCCAAGUCCAAGGAUGACUAUCGUUCAAUCAAGGAGAUGACCACGGAGAGAAACACGCUCAGAACCAGGCUCAAAGACCGAGAGCACGAGCUUCGGGAGAAACGAAAGUUGCUCGAGCAAGUACAAGAUGAAAUGAUUACUCUGAACCUUCAAGUGUCAAUGGCCGAGAAAGAGAGAGACAGAGUGAAGAAGGAAAACAAGGAAUUGGUCGACCGAUGGAUGAAGCGCAUGGCACAGGAAGCUGACGCCAUGAAUCUCGCCAACGAACCAUUAUUCGACAAAUAA